Messenger RNA from Saimiri boliviensis boliviensis (Bolivian squirrel monkey), 1871 nucleotides. NCBI's taxonomy places the organism in Eukaryota, Metazoa, Chordata, Mammalia, Primates, Cebidae. The record is from RefSeq and is a predicted model, not a curated record.
CCCCCCCUUCUGGAGCGGUUGUGCGAUCAGAUCCAUCUAAGAUGGCGACUGUCGAACCGGAAACCACUCCUACUCCUAAUCCCCCGGCUACAGAAGAGGAAAAACCAGAAUCUAAUCAGGAGGUCGCUAAUCCAGAACACUAUAUUAAACAUCCUCUGCAGAACAGAUGGGCACUCUGGUUUUUUAAAAAUGAUAAAAGCAAAACUUGGCAAGCAAACCUACGGCUGAUCUCUAAGUUUGAUACCGUUGAAGACUUUUGGCCUCUGUACAACCAUAUCCAGUUGUCUAGUAAUUUAAUGCCUGGCUGUGACUACUCACUUUUUAAGGAUGGUAUUGAGCCUAUGUGGGAAGAUGAGAAAAACAAACGGGGAGGACGAUGGCUAAUUACAUUGAACAAACAGCAGAGACGAAGUGACCUCGAUCGCUUUUGGCUAGAGACACUGCUGUGCCUUACUGGAGAAUCUUUUGAUGACUACAGUGACGAUGUAUGUGGCGCUGUUGUUAAUGUUAGAGCUAAAGGAGAUAAGAUAGCAAUAUGGACUACUGAAUGUGAAAACAGAGAAGCUGUUACACAUAUAGGGAGGGUAUACAAGGAAAGGUUAGGACUUCCUCCAAAGAUAGUGAUUGGUUAUCAGUCCCACGCAGACACAGCUACUAAGAGCGGCUCCACCACUAAAAAUAGGUUUGUUGUUUAAGAAGACACCUUCUGAAUAUUCUCAUAGGAGACUGCGUCAAGCAAUCGAGAUUUGGGAACUGAACCAAAGCCUCUUCCAAAAGCAGAGUGGACUGCAUUUAAAUUUGAUUUCCAUCUAAAUGUUGCUGAGAUAUAAGAGAAGUCUCAUUUGCCUUUGUCUUGUACUUCUGUGUUCAUAUAUAUAUAUAUAUAUUUUUUUUUGGCUAGAGUGUCCACUAUCCCAAUCAAAGAAUUACAGUGCACACCCCCAGAAUCCAUAAGUGUGUUCCUGGCCCACUCUGUAAUAGUUCAGUAGAAUUACCAUUAAUUACAUACACAUUUUACCUAUCCACAAUAUUCAAAAAACAACUUGGCAUUUCUCUACUUUACAGGAAAAAAAUUCUGUUGAUGUUCUAUUGUAUGCAGGAGCAUAUUUUGCUGGUUUGAAAGAUUAUGAUGCAUACAGUUUUCUAGCAAUUUUCUUUGUUUCUUUUUACAGCAUUGUCUUUGCUGUACUCUUGCUGAUGGCUGCUAGAUUUUAAUUUAUUUGUUUCCCUACUUGAUAAUAUUAGUGAUUCUGAUUUCAGCUUUUCAUUUGUUUUGCUUUUGUUUUUUUUCCUCAUGUAACAUUGGUGAAGGAUCCAGGAAUAUGACACAAAGGUGGAAUAAACAUUAAUUUUGUGCAUUCUUUGGUAAUUUUUUUGUUUUUUUUUUGUAACUACAAAGCUUUGCUACAAAUUUAUGCAUUUCAUUCAAAUCAGUGAUCUAUGUUUGUGUGAUUUCCUAAACAUAAUUGUGGAUUAUAAAAAAUGUAACAUCAUAAUUACAUUCCUAACUAGAAUUAGUAUGUCUGCUUUUGUAUCUUUAUGCUGUAUUUUAACACUUUGUAUUACUUAGGUUAUUUUGCUUUGGUUAAAAAUGGCUCAAGUAGAAAAGCAGUCCCAUUCAUAUUAAGACAGUGUACAAAACUGUAAAUAAAAUGUGUACAGUGAAUUGUCUUUUAGACAACUAGAUUUGUCCUUUUAUUUCUCCAUCUCUAUAGAAGGAAUUUGUACUUAUUGCAGGGCAGUCUCUGUAUUGUGUCUUCUUUUGUGGUGUCUUCCAUGUGAACAGCAUAAGUUUGGAGCACUAGUUUGCUUAUUAUGUUUAUUACAAUUUUUAAUAAAUUGAAUAGGUAGUAUCAUAUAUAUGGAAUUAA